This is a messenger RNA of Cuscuta campestris, 1595 nucleotides long. NCBI's taxonomy places the organism in Eukaryota, Viridiplantae, Streptophyta, Magnoliopsida, Solanales, Convolvulaceae. The record is from the annotation of a GenBank genome assembly.
AUGUUUAAGUUGUUGGGUGGUAGCUUAUUUCCCAACACGACGGGAAAUAAGGUUAGUUUGUAUCUUUUAGAGAUUAUCAUGGGUGACGUAAACAUUGUGCGAGGUCGUGCGAUUGGUUCGGCAGUACUCAUUUUCUUGUACCGUAGUAUGUGUCGUGCUAGUGCGACGAGUGCAGCACAGAUUAGAGGUUGUCUAGUCUUGUUACAAUUUUGGGCUUGGGAGCAUCUGCCUAUGACUAGACUUAGAGGGAUUAUACCAUUGGAUCAGCUGGUAGAUGUCCCAUAUGGAGUCAGUCAGCGCCUUGAUCCUAGUAGGCAUCCAGAUGGGUUUGUACCUUCUCAUGAGGUAUUGAGAGUUCACGCGUUGUUAAGAGAGUGUGUUCGUGCCCUUGGACAUGCAUCUAUCCUUGAUCACCCACAGGAGCAGCAAGUCCACAACCCUAGACAUAUCAGGAGACGGGUAGAUAGAAGGCGUGAUGCACCUGGUGUCGGGGUUAAAUGUGGAGGGCAGGGUAGUCAGAGUGAGGUUCAAUACUCUUUGCUUCCGAAGAAGUCAUUAUUGCUCCACUCCGACAUCUCCUACAACACAUUUCUCGCUCAAAUAAGCAGUGAUGUUCUUGAAGAUGAAUGCCAAGGCAUGGAAUUCGUCUACGGUAAAUUCCCCAGACAUCAAUCAGGGGUUUAUGUUGGUUCACGACCUCUCCCAAUAACCGAUGAACCAACAUGGCGGCAUUUUAUAUGGAAAGCAUCACGUGAAUACGAUGCAGUUGAAGUAUUCAUCGGAGUGUCUAAAAAUGUUGAGGAGGAAGAUGAUGAUGAAGAUUCUUUGGAAGAGGAAGAGGACAUAUCUUCAGAUGAAGGAGACGAUGGCCACGACGUUCGUGCAAUGACACAAUUACAGGACAUGCACAGACGCGAAACACAUAGAUCGUUGCAACCGACGUUCCACGUCCCAAUUAUUGAGGUUGGAAACAAGUAUCCUUCUUUCCAAAGUCUACAACAAGUUGUGUCAUUACAGAACAUUGCGGAGCAUAGACACUUUCACACAAAAGCGAAACAGAGCCGUUAUUGGAGAGCAAGUUGUGUAUAUGCCCCCCAAUGCACUUGGUUCAUACAAGCAGCAGAGAAUGCUGGGUGUAGUAUAUGGACCAUAAAGCAAUAUCAGGGGUAUCACCAGUGUAGACCAGAUUACACGCGAGCUAAAGACGACAAAUUGUUAACCAGUGAGCUCAUAAGUGGCCUGAUUGGUCCAAAAAUGGAAGAAGAUGCCGAUUAUAGAGUCAAACUCAUAAUGAGGGAUGUUUAUGAGUUGUUCCAAGUAUAUGUCUCCUAUAAGAAGACGUGGUGUGCAAGGACAUUGGCCAUUCAGCAAUUGUAUGGUAGUUGGGAGAACUCGUACAACAAGCAGGAUCCUUUGCUCGGUGCAAUUAUGGGAUCAAACCAUGGGACAGUUGUGGAUUUGCAAACCCAACCUACGAACGCACCAACUACAUUUUAGUUCAGGCGAACUAAUGGAUAUUUGUGGCAACAAUCUGGGUAUAAUUUUCCUAUGAAUGUGUGGAAAAAUAUCAAGAACAAUGAAAAAAUAGGCUUUAU